GCCAACUUUGAAAAAUCAAAUGUCAAACAACAAAAACAAACAUAUAUAAGAGAAAAACACCUUAGUCAUGAAAAUAAAAAUCAUUUCUCAUUUUUCUUCUAUGAUUUCUCCUAUGAAUGAUGAUCACAUUCACAUGACCACCUUCACCUCCUUGUUCUUGUUCUUGACAAUUUUUCCAACAACAAUUUGCCAACAACAACAUAACAAACAUGUAGAUUGUCUCAAACCAUACACAUGUGGUGAAGUAUCCAACAUAUAUUAUCCAUUUUGGGGACAAAAUAGACCAAGUUACUGUGGCAUCAACAGUGAUCAAUUCCAUCUCAAAUGCGACACUCAUCAUCGAAACACUUCCAUUCAAAUUGCUUCACAAAAUUUCCAAGUCUUAUACAUUAAUCAAUUUGUUUACACCAUGACAAUGUUUCGAAAAGGACUUGUUUAUGAUAAUUGUUCUUCUGCUUUAACCAACACUUCUUUAGAUUCAAGUCACUUUCAUUAUAUGUCUAAUGUGAGGAACAUCACUAUUUUAUAUAACUGUGCUAAUGACAUCAAGAUUCCGAAUGGCGCGAACAUGAACUCGUUUUCGUGCAAGGAGGAUUCGAGCAAGCGCGCUUUUUAUACGGAUUCUGAAACAGCAGAGGGUGUUAAAUGCGAAGGAGUUCGUGUUGAUGUUCAGGUGACAAAGGAAGUGGAACUUGGUGGUGGAAUUGAAGGGCUGAACAAGGCUUUGAGCAGAGGAUUUGAUGUGGAAUAUGUUGCAGAUACUCAAAAAUGCUUAAAAUGUGUUUUAAGUAAUGGAACUUGUGGAGGGAAUGAUAUGUCUCAGUUUUCAUGUUAUUGUCCUGAUGGAACUGAAGGUUUAGAUUGUUCUUAUCGCCGCGAGAAUAGAUGGAAUUGGAAAAGAAAGGUUGCUGUAGGAGUUUCUGCUGCUGCUGUGGUCAGUGCAGUUUCUGUAGGCAUUGCUUUCUACCUCUACUAUUAUUGCAGAAAGAAGAAAAAGAAUGUUCAUGCAGUAUCCUCUACUGCACUAUCUUACUGUGAUUCUGGUUCUGGUUCAAAAGUCGCUGAAAAUGGAGGUAGAUAUCUUGGAGUCCACUUCUUCACCUAUAGUGAACUUGAAAAGGCCACAAACAACUUUGAUUCUACCAGAGCACUAGGAGAUGGAGGCUUUGGCACAGUCUAUUUUGGAAAACUCCGGGACGGGCGUUUGAUUGCGGUGAAACGCAUGUAUGAGAAUAACUACAGAAGAGUUGAGCAAUUUGUGAAUGAAGUUGAGAUCUUAACUCGUUUACACCAUCAAAAUCUUGUGUUAUUAUACGGGUGCACUUCACGCCACAGCCGCGAACUUCUGCUUGUAUAUGAAUAUGUCCCUAAUGGAACUGUUGCUGAUCAUCUUCAUGGUUCAAAAGCAAAACCUGGCAUGUUACCUUGGCCUAUCAGAAUGAACAUUGCAAUAGAAACUGCUAGUGCAUUGGUGUAUCUUCAUGCAACUGACAUCAUCCAUAGAGAUGUGAAAACCAACAACAUUCUACUGGACAAUCAUUUCAGUGUCAAAGUAGCCGAUUUUGGACUUUCGCGUCUUUUCCCAAACCAUGUCACGCACAUUUCAACCGCUCCACAAGGGACUCCUGGUUACGUCGAUCCGGAGUAUCAUUUGUACUAUCAGCUUACCGAUAAAAGCGAUGUAUUUAGCUUUGGAGUUGUGCUGAUUGAGUUGAUAUCAUCAAUGCCUGCUGUUGAUAUAUUUCGGAACAAGCAAGAAAUCAAUUUGUCUAACAUGGCUAUCAAGAAGAUUCAAAAUGGAACAUUGCAUGAGCUUGUUGACCCUACACUUGGUUUUGAGUCAGAUUUCAAGAUAAGGAAAAUGAUCAAUGCGGUCGCGGAGUUAGCAUUUCAGUGUUUGCAGAGUUCUAAAGAUGUUAGGCCUUCUAUGGUAGAAGUGAUGGAAAGGCUUAAAGAUAUUCAGAGUGAUGAUGGAACAAGUAAAUGUAAACCUGAGGUGUUGGAUAUUUCAGGAGAUGAUGAUAGUGCUUUGGUCAAGAAUGAACCACCUCCAUCAUCACCAGAUUCAAACAUCAAUACUUUUCCUUGAAUAUCAUCCAUGCAUGUCAUUAAUUUACAUUAUAUCCACGUAGAUAUUACUUUUAUUUUCCCA
Messenger RNA from Lathyrus oleraceus (garden pea), 2152 nucleotides. RefSeq names its product LEAF RUST 10 DISEASE-RESISTANCE LOCUS RECEPTOR-LIKE PROTEIN KINASE-like 1.2. Bases 68 to 2089 code for a protein of 673 amino acids. Gene Ontology annotation, biological process: protein phosphorylation. NCBI's taxonomy places the organism in Eukaryota, Viridiplantae, Streptophyta, Magnoliopsida, Fabales, Fabaceae. The record is from RefSeq and is a predicted model, not a curated record. Gene Ontology annotation, molecular function: ATP binding; polysaccharide binding; protein kinase activity. The transcript is spliced from 4 exons.